Penicillium hordei is the source of this 1527-nucleotide messenger RNA. Its product is annotated as sugar transporter. Lineage: Eukaryota; Fungi; Ascomycota; Eurotiomycetes; Eurotiales; Aspergillaceae. The transcript has 3 exons. Gene Ontology annotation, biological process: transmembrane transport; carbohydrate transport. Gene Ontology annotation, molecular function: carbohydrate:proton symporter activity. The record is from RefSeq and is a predicted model, not a curated record. The annotation marks the transcript as partial. Gene Ontology annotation, cellular component: membrane.
CAUCUCAAGUUGAUACCUUCGAUAAAACAGUCUGUAGCCAUGGCAGAAGAUGAAACAUCUUGGUAUAAACAACCUCACCUUAUUCGCCUCAAUCUUUCGCUGAUCUUCCUAUGUUUUUAUGCUGCCACUGUUGGCUACGAUGGAUCAAUGAUGAAUAGUUUACAAGCUUUUCCUAGUUGGAUGACCUUCAUGAACAAUCCUUCCUCCGCCUGGCUAGGAUUGAUCAACGCAAUAUAUUGGAUCGCUUUUCUUAUUGCCUGCCCGAUGGCAGCCUGGGCUUCUAACUUCUUUGGCCGGAAAAGGACAAUUUACUUCGCCUAUAUCCCGUUGAUUAUUGGCUUUGUGUUGGAAACCGCUGCCCAGAGUUCUACCGUCUUUAUCAUAGGUCGUGUCUUUCUCGGUAUUCCAUCAGCCAUCUGGGUAAAUGUCGUGCCGUUGAUUAUUACCGAGUGUGCUUAUCCAUCUCAUCGAAGCAUACUCACUUCAUUAUAUUUCUGUGGAUUCCAUGUGGGGGCUGCUAUAUCUGCGUGGUGCGCCUAUGGUACCCGAAGCUAUGGUACAUCGUGGACAUGGAGGACAGUGUGCAUGCUUCAGUUGCUUUGUCCAGUAUUGGCUCUACCUGGUAUUGUUUCAUGCUCCGAAAGUCCCCGUUGGCUGUUCAUUACUGGCCAGGGAGAAAAGGCUCGGCAGAUCCUCAUCAACACACAUGCAAACGGAGACAUUUCUUCGCCUGGGACCCAAGCUGAAAUUCUCGACAUCGAAACAACACUAGCACAAGAGCAAGAAUCUCCGGUGACUGCAGGUUAUCGUGGCUUGAUAUCUACACCGGGAAAUCGGCGCAGGCUGCUAAUCACCGUCACCCUAGGCAUUUUUUCGCAGUGGGUCGGAAACGGUGUUGUCACAUACUACCUCAGCAUGGUCCUCAAUACUAUUGGUAUUAGCUCCGUCAAAGAACAGACACUAAUAUCUGGGUGUCUGCAAAUAUGGAACAUCAUCCUUGCUGUUAUUGGAGCCAACCUGGUUGAUCGACUUGGUCGCCGUGUCCUAUUUCUCCUUUCGUUUGCUUUGAUGUUCACCAGCUAUAUCAUCAUCACAGCCUGCUCGGGAUCAUUUGCAAAUUCUGGGACAAAAGUUGUGGGCAUUACCGUCAUUCCAUUCCUGUUCCUUUUUUAUGCGGGGUAUGACAUUGCAAUUACACCGCUCCUGGUUGCUUAUCCAGUUGAGAUCUGGCCAUACCAGUGGCGUGGUCGCGGUUUGAGUAUGACUUGGAUGGCGUCCACGUUGGCCCUCAUCUUCAACACAUUUGUCAAUCCCAUUGCUUUGGAUAUCCUAGGCUGGAAAUAUUACUUCGUGUUUGUGGCUGUCCUGAUAUUGUACGGGAUCACUGUCUUUUUCCUUUAUCCCGAGACCAAGGGACAUACGUUAGAGCAGAUGGCUGUGGUAUUUGAUCGAUUGGAAGUGGAAGGGGCAAGUUUGAAUGAAAAAACUGUUCAUGGAACGAUUGAUGGGACAGCGAAAAGCGUUUGA